This is a messenger RNA of Pogona vitticeps (central bearded dragon), 2242 nucleotides long. The record is from RefSeq and is a predicted model, not a curated record. NCBI's taxonomy places the organism in Eukaryota, Metazoa, Chordata, Lepidosauria, Squamata, Agamidae.
GGGCUGUAGUCAAGAGAAAGUGUUACCUAGCAACUUUGACAGCAUGAGGAACAAAGUAGGCAGAGCUCUGUUAUGUACCGAAGUGAGAUUAUUCUGCAAUCUGCAGCCUUUCGCCAGACAGUGAAGAAAAUAGGCACCUCACCCCAAAUGGCUGUGACAACAAUUUAAAUGAACCAAGGACGUGUACUGAAGGGGAAAUGGAGAAGAUGAAAAGCACAGGGACUGCUCCCUUUAAAGGCAAAGAUAUCACAGCAUUAGCUGGGAAGCUUAAACAGAUGGCUCUGAACACCCCACUCCAGUUCAGCAUUCAGGCCUUAAGACCUCAUUCAAAGAGUGCUGCUCGGUUUGGCAGCCUCAGCCAUCAUUCUUUCUUCUCACGCCACAACCCCCACCCUCAACGAGUGACUCAUAUCCAAGGUCUGAAUGGUGCUCCCGUUUGCACAGUUAAUGAUGAGUGGUCUGAGCAGAAUGUUGUUCCCUCUCAUUCAAUGAUAAAAAGCCCAUUUCGUUCUUCUGUUUUGCGGGUUCCUGGGGUUCAAGUGCCCAUUGGAGAUCCACCGCCUUUUCCAGUACCCAGACUUUCAGUAGGUUCUUUGUCAGAUGCCUGGCGAGAAGAACUGAAGGAACUGGCCGCUCGAGUGAGAGCUGCCUCUUCUAUUGAGGUGGAGAAAAAGGAGACAACAGAGACGUCUGGGAGGGAGACAAAAUAUUCGGAAGAAACAGGGCAUCUUGUUCCACCUCCCUCCCGAGCCACAACUCGCCAUUCCUCCCGCCGCCUGCAUAAGAACAACGCCAAGAACAAUGGCAAAGGUGUUACCACAUUCUUCCAAGACCAAGAACUGAUAAUUUUGGAACUGCUCUGUCAGAUCCUGCAGACAGACUCCUUGACAGCUAUUCAGCAGUGGCUUCUCACAUCCAGCCAGAGGGACAAAGACCUUGUGAUGGGGCUGUUGCAGAUUGCCACGGCCCACCUUCAUCUGGAGACUCGGGACCUGACCACAAGCGUGGAAGAGAGGCUUCCAUCACAGUUGUCCCAACACACUGCAGGCUUUGCCUCGAGAUUAUACACUCUAUACAGUCUCAGACGAAACCAUUCAAUCAGAGUAUCUGUAAUAAAUCAGAAACAGGAAGCUAUCCAAGAAGAAGAGAAGCCAGUGCACAUCGGCACUGCAGAAGUUCUUCAGCUCCACUCAAAUGAAAAGCAAAAUCAAUCAGAUCGGACCAAUUAGAAAGAUGUUCUUCCAGAUGUUACAGUGCUUGAUGUUCCAGCUGCACCUCCUGGUACUAACCCAGUGGCAACACUGGUAGUAAAAAAAGGGUGGCCUUAGGAACUAGAUUUCAAUCUCUCAGAGUCAACAUCUGGUGUCAAAGGAAUGAUAAUAUUCAAAUGAAUAAUAUUUCAAGAUAGGCUUUAAUGAGUCUCUGUACAAUUAACAGGAUGCUUCCGGACAGAUAGCUCCUUGCACUAUCAAAAGUAAGGACAAGACACCCUGUCUGUCUUGCUUUCUCCCAUAUUUGAAUGUAUUUAACUUCAGGAUCCUGAAUACAUGAUUUAUGAAUAUUGCUGGAUUCUUCAAUGAACAGCAACGAAAUUCUCUCCCAGCCACAAUGGCCAAAUUCAAUAGAUCCUGCAAUUUUAAACAUUGAGACAACCAUGCUGUACGCAUCUGCAACUUUGUUAUUAAUACUGAGGACUGUCUCAGAAAAAGGAAGCUGUAAUUUAAUAUUAACAUGACUGAAUAUGGAGACCAAACCCCAGAUCAUUAUGAGUUCAGCACUCCCAAUCUUCUGGUUAGAGUGGACAUAUCAGCUAGUUUUGAUUCUUCCAUAUUCACUAUGUUUAAAUCCCAAGUUCUUUUCACUCUUAACAUGACAACAUUUGUGAAUGUUGCUAAAUUUUAAUUAAAAACAGAUUGAAAUGAAAUUCUCAUCUAUCCCUAAAGGUAUUGUAUAGCUAUUCCAUCUGGGAGGAUGGGAAAAGUAGAAGCUGGUAUUGUAUGGCUUCCCCACUAAAACUGAAGCAAAGUGAUUGUUAGAAAACUUAUCUAUAGACAUUUUGAGAUUGUUAAGAACAGUUAUACUAUGGAGCUUUGCAUGAAAGACAACAAAAAUGUCUUGUACAUGAGGUAUAGUAGAAGUAAUUUUGAUGACAUAGUCCCCAUCAGGGGAUGAUUCAGAUCUAAUCAUCAUCAUCACCAUCAUCCUAGAACUGCAGAGCUGGAAGGGAUCCAAUGGAUCAUUG